This is a messenger RNA of Didymodactylos carnosus, 4791 nucleotides long. Lineage: Eukaryota; Metazoa; Rotifera; Eurotatoria; Philodinida; Philodinidae. The record is from the annotation of a GenBank genome assembly.
AUGACACGUAGCACGGAAAUACCAAAGGUCUUGGAAAAUCACAAGUUACGUAUCGAGCGAGAAAUGUCAUUGAUCAAUGAACUGUCGGACGAUGAUAACCAAAAAGCGAUUAGAAAACUGCUUUGGAAACAACUAAGCAACCAAUCAGAAGCUUUUAAGACGAUUAUUAAUAAUUUGCGCGAAUACAGACCAGAAACACCUCAAAACAGGGAAAAUUAUCGAAAAAGGCUGAUUCGUGAAAUCAGCCGUUUGUCAAAUCCUUUGCCGAUUCAUGCCAAAAGAGAAGAUUUGAUUGACACAAUAAUUGACAAUCGUGUGACCAUUUUGCGAUCCGAAACAAGAUCCGGCAAAAGCACACAACUCGUUCAGUAUCUAGUGGAUGCUGGAUUAGCUGAUCAUGGAGACAUCGCUUGUACGCAACCCCGACGUUUCGCAGUGAAGACAAUGGCGUUGCGUGUCGCAAAAGAGUUCGGCUGCAGGAUUGGCGAAGAGGUUGGCUACCAGGUUAACAAUAUUGAUAUUUGUGUAUCACAGCGAACGAGGAUUCGUUUUGUGACUGAGGCUAUCUUGUUAAACGAAUAUCAUGAUGACCCAAAGCUGAAUGCUUAUUCUGUGAUUGUCAUCGAUGAUGUUCAUGAGCGUAAAGUCGAUACUGAUUUACUCCUUGGCGUCAUGAAGAAAUGUUUAGCGAAAAGGGGAAAUCUCAAAUUGAUCAUCAUGUCAGCAACGAUAGAUGAAAAUUUAUUCAAACAUUACUAUCCCGGUGCUGUUUUCCUCGAUUUGCCUGGAGGAUUGUCUCCUAUCGAAGAUGAGUAUUUAACGAAAAAUCCGCAAAACUACUUUGAUACAGCUAUUGCGACGACACUUGAAAUCCACGAAACUCAACUUCCUGGUGACAUUCUCGUCUUUUUAACUAGCCCAGAAGAAGUACACAGAGCGAUGAAUGAAUUGAAAAUAAAACUCCGUUCAUCCAAUUCUGCUCUUGUUUUACCAUUACAUGCAAAUUUGAGCACAGAUGAACUCCAGCUAGCGCUUCAGCCUUCUUCAGGCUCACAGCGUAAAAUCAUCUUUGCAACAAAUGCAGCAGAGGCAUCGAUCAAUAUCGAUGGAAUUCGUCAUGUCAUUGAUUCCGGCAUGGUGAAAGAAACUUUUGUCGAUUUGUCAAAAAAUCAACGAAGCUUUAAAAUUUGUUUUACGAGUCAAAGCUCAAUUCAACAGAGACGCGGUAGAGCAGGACGAACGUCACCAGGAAAAUUUCCUCAACCUGAAAUUCUUCGAAUUCAACUAUGUGUCGCCGUUUUAAAACUAAAAUAUUUUGGUGUGUUGGACGUUUACAAUUUUGAUUGGGUGGAAGCUCCUACUAAGCAGAGUCUCGAUACUGCUAUCAAUAUUCUGACGGCACUCGAUGCUAUUGAUUCUGAAAGUGGAGAACUCACGACAGACGGUCGCGAUAUGGCAAGACUCGGCAUAGAUCCGAUGUUAUCCGCGAUGAUUUUGGCCGGCAGAAAGUAUAACUGUUUAAGUCAUGUAUUAGCUCUUGCUGGAAUGUUGGAUACUUCUCUAUCGGUUUGGACGGGUGGCACGAGUGAAAAUGAAAGAAAGCCGCAAGUCCACGUACGUGUCAAUCUGAGUGUUGCAUCACGAUCCGGCGGUGACUUUCUUGAACUACUUCACCUUUUCAUUCAAUGGCAAAAAUCAAGUAGAGCGGUUCAAGACAAUCAAGUAUGGUGUCGUCAACGCGCGAUCAACAGUAGAUCGCUGAAAAUGGCAGAAAAUUUUGCCCGAGAAACGGCACGACAGAUUGAUUCACAUUUUGAGCUAAACUCCGUCGAACUAGAUGAUGAUCUCACUUCGAGAAUAAUACGUUGUAUUUGCGGUGGUUUUUUCCAGCAUCUCGCUGUAUCAAAUGGUAUCGCCGACUAUGGGUACCAAUUGAUCAAUGGUUUGGAUGGUGUCCAUGCUAAACUACAUCAAUCAUCAGUACUCUAUCUAGCUGAAAGGGUUCCGGAAUUUGUUCUAUAUCACAAUAUUUUCAUGAUAUGCGGCGAGACUUGUAUAACAUUGGCUUGCCCAGUUGAUCUUGAUUUAUUAAACAAAUCUUGGAUUGCGUCGUUACCAAGGCCACCCGCUGAAUAUAAACUUCGUUGUCACGUCUUCAAUGAUGUCGGACCGCUCAUCAUUCGAUCCAUAUUUGGGAAAGGGCUCAAAAGUCUGACGACGUUCCGAGAUGACUAUAAAAUAUUUGUAGAUAUCAAAUUUGAAGAAAGUCGCUUAUCUUUAUUAGGCUCAAGAGAAAAGCUCGAACGAGCUAAAGAAUACUUUAAAUCGCGCUUAGAUCGAGAGAGAAAAAAAUUGUUGGCACAUACACGAGAGUUCGAAACUAUUGGUGGUGUUCGGAUUUUGCUUGGUACUGGCGCAAAAAUUACCUCAGUUCUUAUAGAAGACGAAUACGUUAGAGUGUUGGUAAAUAGUCUACCAAAUGGUUUAACGGAUGAUGAUAUUUACCAGAAAUUUCACCAGUGCGGAGCAGUUCAGAGUGUAAAAAUGCAACGGAAAAAUGCCGAUGAUCAAUCAGCUGUAGUUACGUUUGAAAAACGUGAAAGCGCUCGAAAUGCAGUGACGAGAUUAUCUCGAGAAAGAUGGAAUGGAAGAAACGUCGACGUAAUCCCCAUUCGUGCCGGUACAUCGACUUUUCAGUGGGGACAAUACUACCAACUGAAAGCAUAUUGGUAUAUGACUGAGUCGGAAGGUCAUGGUCGUAUUUAUUUUGCUCGAGAAAAGACUACACGACGAAGCAAAAAAUUAUUCAAGCAUCGAGGAUACCACUGUCAAAUUCAAAAAAUCACUCGAAAUCCAGCGAUUGAAUGCUCUUGGCCGUUUGUGGAACAUAACGGCGAAGCAACUCUAUGGUUUUCAACGCCUGAUCAGGCUCGACAAAUCAUACAAAAUCAAGAUUUCGCACUCUUUUCUCCAAGAUUAGAAACCGAAAAUGGAUGUAUUGUUCUGCUAAGCACGGUUCCUCAAUCUGAUGACGAACUAAAUUUGAUGAAUAUGUUUCCUGGCUGUACAAGGGCUCAAUUAAGACGAUUAUCCGAGCUUGUUCUUCGUCCAAAGUCUAUGAAUGUUGAAAAUGAUGUUCGUCAAUUGUUCAGCAAUUAUCGAUCAUUUAUAGAAAAGUCAGUAGUGGUCUCAAAAAAUCACGAAACGGGAAUUUAUACAGCUUAUGCAGAAUUUUUCGACGAACAAGAAAUGAAGCAGGCUAUCAAAGAAAUUCACGGAAAAUUAAAUUUCACCGGUAAAGGAACAAUGCAGAUCACCGUCAUCAACGAAGAGAAUCGCUUGUUCAACCAGAGACGACAACAAGAUAGUUCAUCACAUUUCGUGCUUGAGCUUUCAGAACUGCCUCCUGAAGCUAAUGAAGAAAUUCUUCUAGAGAAUCUCCGACAAAGACAGCUCGAUGUUGAUGUAUUAAGUAUUUUUGUUCCUCGUUGUUCACUUCCUUCGACAUAUACACUUCCAGUGGACGAUGAAAAUGCUAUCAAUUUAGUUAUGUUCGAAUCAGUAUUCAAUGAUCGAACUCGUUUCCGGAGCGAAGUAGAUAUACAAGUUGAGCCUUCAACCGAUGAUGGUCGCGUUACUGCAUCGAUUUUAUUCAAUAACCCUAUCGAUAUUAACACUGCAAUAGAAAUGUAUUCAAAUACGAAUGAAAAUAAUCGGUUACAUUUUGGUCCAUAUCCAGUUCGACUUGUACCAAAACUAGAUUAUACGAUUGAAUUGCAUUCAGAAAUAUUGAAGGCGAUUCCGAACAAAGUUCAACAGACUAUCGACACGAUUGAGAAUGAUCCGGAAUUUUCAACGAUCAGAUUAGUGAAAAACUCCAUGAUCGAAGGCAAAGAUGAUAUUCUACAAUGGUCAAUCACAGGGUUAGACGCUCAAACAAUUAACAAAGCACGAGCUUUGUUUGAAACUUUAAUGAAAACUUACAGAUACAAAUCCGAGAAUCCAUCAUGGGUCGAUAUAAUCUUCAGCACAAGUGGGAAAGAAUUCCUGACUCAAACACAACACGAAACUCAAACAUACAUUUGGUGGGACUGGGAAUCAGCAGUCGUGAGAAUCUAUGGUGACGAAGAGUCGAUGGUUCGGGCCUAUUCGAAAAUCGAUGCAUACGUUAACAACGAAUUAAGUUCAAAUAAGCGUUCAGUGUUUAUCCCAAUGCCACCUGAUUGUACUAUUCAACACUUGAAAAAGUCUUAUGCCUUUCGUUAUUUGGACAAGGGCAAAGUCAAAAUUGAUAUUGAACCACUUCAAAAAUUGAUUUCGAUUCGUGGAGAUCAAUCUAUUAUCGAUGAAUAUGUCAAAAAAGUUACUGUUGUCUUGAGCAGAUUGUCACGCACAUCCGCUGAUUCUGAUAGAAGAUUUGCUAUUGACAAUAACAGUUGUUUGUGUUGCGUGUGUAUGGAAGAAUCGAAGUUACCCUUCUUAUUGGCAAAUUGUAAACACAGUUUUUGUCGACAGUGUUUGGUUAACUCUUUUAAACGUUCAUUCGACGCAACUUUAUCGAGACAGGAUUUUGGCAUUCGCUGUCCACACUGUGACGCUGGCUUGAUCAUCAGUGAUAUUAUGUCACUACUUGGAUACGGAGAAGUGGAACGUCUUGCGAAAAUUGGUUUCAAAAUUCAUCUACGCUAUCAGGAGACCGAUCUUACGUCUUGUAUUGGAACUAAUUGUGAUCGAGUAAAAAUAACUCUUUUAUCAACGCAGACAAAUCUUCAUGUACACUCUGUAUUUUAG